Molecule: messenger RNA, 1170 nt
Organism: Drosophila teissieri
Lineage: Eukaryota; Metazoa; Arthropoda; Insecta; Diptera; Drosophilidae
Exons: 2
Coding region: 257-853 (198 amino acids)
Source: RefSeq, a predicted model, not a curated record
UAUUGUUCAUUUCAGUAUAAGGUUCAGCAACGUUCAGAGCUCUUCCAAAUUUUAUACAAAUUUUUCUCGUGCUUUUUUUUACAUCCAAAAUAUUUUGUAACUUUUGCAACAUUUUCUAAAAAUUCGUUGAAAGAAAGGAAAACGGUAUAUUAUCAGUGCUACAAUAACGCGAAUCCUUUGACCAGCGCAAGAUCCAAAUCCAAAUCCAAAUCCAGACUUUGCUUCCAUCCCAAACUAAAUCCAACCCAAGCCAACCAUGUAUUCGGGCAACCGACGAUCCCAGAGCGCCCACCCCCCGUCGACGAGUCGCGCAGCCCGGAAUCUCGAUGCUGCCUCCUUGGCGGCCAACUUCCUGGACAAGAACUCGCGGCCCAACUUCCGUGUCAUCCGCACGGUGAUACCCCUGGAGCUGCCCAUCUUCGAGCGCGCACCCGUGCUGAUUACCAUGUUGAAGGCGCAGAUAGCCCGUCGCAAGCAGUUCCUCGAGUCGUCCAAUACCCUGGGCGACACUAUGCUGAAGCGGGUGAACGGCAGACGCGAUGCGGUCUUCUUCAUGCAGAGCACUGCGAUGGGCGAACUGAAGCAGUCCAUCUACGAGCUGACCAGUCUGCUGAAUCAACUGGAGCUGGUGUACGAGCCGGUGGCCUAUGGCAAGUUAUCCGUGCAGGCCCAACAGGCCGACAAGCGGGGCCAGAUGACCGAGAACCUGCUCCACGGACGCAAUGAGCAGCUGGAGCGCCAUGUCGAGCAGGCCACCACCACCGGUGUCCGUGAGCCGCCCAACGAUGCCCGUCGCCGUCUGGCCGAGAAGGAUGAAGCUAGCAAGGCUCUGGGCGUUUGGCGUUCCCAAUAGAACCGGCAUAUCGCAUCACAAACUCGAACUCGGCUAUAACACACGGCUAUAUCGCAAAACUAUGACAACUAUUAUUCAAUAUGGUCCCUGGCAUAUUUGGCUGUGAACCCAACGUGACCAUUUGGCUGAUCUGUGAUGUUUGCCUUGGUUUUGGAAACGUAUACACACAUCUAAUUGGUUAACUUCCUGGACUGGAACAUAAAUUGUAUUCAUACUGAUACUACUACAGCCCCCAAUACCUUCCAUUUCAACCUUCAAAUUAAUCAAGUGCACCGCAGGACUAGCGUAGCAAUAAAAGAUGAAAAUAAUCUAGUAAA